Sapajus apella (tufted capuchin) is the source of this 7828-nucleotide messenger RNA. It is a transcript of the gene MAPK10, whose product is annotated as mitogen-activated protein kinase 10. Gene Ontology annotation, biological process: JNK cascade; protein phosphorylation. The record is from RefSeq and is a predicted model, not a curated record. The transcript has 14 exons. Lineage: Eukaryota; Metazoa; Chordata; Mammalia; Primates; Cebidae. The coding region runs from base 825 to 1979 and encodes 384 amino acids. Gene Ontology annotation, molecular function: ATP binding; JUN kinase activity. Gene Ontology annotation, cellular component: cytoplasm; nucleus.
CCGGAAAACACAGUAGCUGUAGCUGCACAUAGACUUUUCCUCUUUCUGUUUCCCCCUCAUACCCCUCCCUAGACCUCUCUGGGCUUUGACGUCAUGUGUGCUCCUUUCAGUUGCCAUAGCAACCCCAUUCCCCAAGCCCUCUCUGUCCGUCUCCUCUGGUAGGUUCCACAAUGGUACAGGCAGCAUCACGCUGCACAAUGGUUUCUAGGCAGUGAAAGAGGGUGAUUCAGCAAGCCACUCUUCUUCUUUUCUCUUUAACCUCCCUUCACUUUUUAUUUUUAUGGGGGUGGGUGGUGCUUGCUAUAUGCUUACCUUUUUCUUUUCUUUUUUCAUUUUUACAAAUUUCCUUUUUUGUCCUCACCCCUCAAUUUCUAGGGGCUUGAGUGAGUUUAAGAUUGGGUUUUCUUGGAAAUCACCUGUCCAUCGUUAAUUUUAAACAAUUUCCCUAUCGCCAAAGAAUCUCUUCCUUAUUAGUCUGGAAUGUGGUUAAUGAAAAACAAGUAGGGAGGAUUUCUGGGGCAAACACUGCUGGAUCAGGAUCGUAGUUCUCAGGCACGGAAUGGCUAGUGUGAGAAACACCAAUGACAGACCCAUCUCAGAUUUUCACUAUGGCAACUCAUGCAAGAAACUGUUGAAUUAGACCUGUUUCCUAUAGAUGAGAAACCAUACAAGCUGUGGUAUUUAUGAGCCUCCAUUUCUUAUACUACUGCAGUGAACCAACAUUGGAUGUGAAAAUUGCCUUUUGUCAGGUGUGUGUUCCUUACAGGUAAAACAAGGGAUUCGAUAAACAAGUGGAUGUGUCAUAUAUUGCCAAACAUUACAACAUGAGCAAAAGCAAAGUUGACAACCAAUUCUACAGUGUGGAAGUGGGAGACUCAACCUUCACAGUUCUCAAGCGCUACCAGAAUCUAAAGCCUAUUGGCUCUGGGGCUCAGGGCAUAGUCUGUGCCGCGUAUGAUGCUGUCCUUGACAGAAAUGUGGCUAUUAAGAAGCUCAGCAGACCCUUUCAGAACCAAACACAUGCCAAGAGAGCAUACCGGGAGCUGGUCCUCAUGAAGUGUGUGAACCAUAAAAACAUCAUUAGUUUAUUAAAUGUCUUCACACCCCAGAAAACGCUGGAGGAGUUCCAAGAUGUUUAUUUAGUAAUGGAACUGAUGGAUGCCAACUUAUGUCAAGUGAUCCAGAUGGAAUUAGACCACGAGCGAAUGUCUUACCUGCUGUACCAAAUGUUGUGUGGCAUUAAGCACCUCCACUCUGCUGGAAUUAUUCACAGGGAUUUAAAACCAAGUAACAUUGUAGUCAAGUCUGAUUGCACAUUGAAAAUCCUGGACUUUGGACUGGCCAGGACAGCAGGCACAAGCUUCAUGAUGACUCCAUAUGUGGUGACACGUUAUUACAGAGCCCCCGAGGUCAUCCUGGGGAUGGGCUACAAGGAGAACGUUGACAUGUGGUCAGUAGGGUGCAUCAUGGGAGAAAUGAUAAAAGGUGCAGUGCUGUUUCCUGGCACUGAUCAUAUUGACCAGUGGAAUAAGGUAAUUGAACAACUAGGAACACCAUGUCCAGAAUUCAUGAAGAAAUUGCAACCCACAGUAAGAAACUAUGUGGAGAAUCGGCCCAAGUAUGCAGGACUCACCUUCCCCAAGCUCUUCCCAGAUUCCCUCUUCCCAGCGGACUCUGAGCACAAUAAACUCAAAGCCAGCCAAGCCAGGGACUUGUUGUCAAAGAUGUUAGUGAUUGAUCCAGCAAAACGAAUAUCAGUGGACGACGCCUUACAGCAUCCCUACAUCAAUGUCUGGUAUGACCCAGCUGAAGUGGAGGCGCCUCCACCUCAGAUAUACGACAAGCAGUUGGAUGAAAGAGAGCACACAAUAGAAGAAUGGAAAGAACUUAUCUACAAGGAAGUAAUGAACUCGGAAGAAAAGACUAAAAAUGGUGUAGUAAAAGGACAGCCUUCUCCUUCAGCACAGGUGCAGCAGUGAACAGCAGUGAGAGUCUCCCUCCAUCCUCGUCUGUCAAUGACAUCUCCUCCAUGUCCACCGACCAGACCCUGGCAUCUGACACUGACAGCAGCCUGGAAGCCUCGGCAGGACCCCUGGGUUGUUGCAGGUGACUAGCCGCCUGCCUGCGAAACCCAGCGUUCUUCAGGAGAUGAUAUGAUGGAACACACACACACACACACACACACACACACACGACACUCACGCACACAUGCAAAUGCAGACACACAACAUCAAGAAAACAGCAAGGCAGAGAAUCCAAGCCUAAAAUUAAAUAAAUCUUUCAGCCUGCUUCUUCCCCAGAGUUCUGUAUUGCAGCUAAGCUCAAAUGUAUAUUUAACUUCUAGUUGCUCUUGCUUUGGUCUUCUUCCAAUGAUGCUUACUACAGAGAGCAAAUCAGACACAAUUAGAGAAGCCUUUUCGAUAAAGUGUAAUUUUAAUGGCUGCAAAACCAGCGACCUGUAACUGCCCUUUUAAAUGGCAUGACAAGGUGUGCAGUGGCCCCAUCCAGCAUGUGUGUGUCUCUAUCUUGCAUCUACCUGCUCCUUGGCCUAGUCAGAUGGAUGUAGAUACAGAUCCGCAUGUGUCUGUAUUCAUACAGCACUACUUACUUAGAGAUGCUACUGUCAGUGUCCUCAGGGCUCUACCAAGACAUCAUGCACUGGGGUACCACAUGGUCCAUUUCCUGUGAUCUAUUACUCUGACAUAAACCCAUGUGUAAUAUAUUGCCAAUAUAUAAGCUGUUUAGUUUGUUAAUUGAUUAAACUGUAUGUCUCAUAAGAAAACAUGUAAAGGGGGAAUAUAUGGGGGGAGUGAGCUCUCUCAGACCCUUGAAGCUGUAGCUUCCAAGUUUGAACGGAUUAAAUGGCACCUGUAUACCAAUUUGUAGAAAGAACAUAUGUGAUGCUUAUGUAAAGUGUGGGGGGAGUGGGUAACAGUUUUCAGGCACGAAAUGGUUUGGCCUUUAGAAGGCAGGUGUGAAUAAAAGCUGAGAGUCUUUUCUGUGACACCGAAGAGUAGGAGAGACUGGAGAGUAGUGUGGUGGUGUGACUGAGACCGAGAGGAGGUCAUUACUCAGAUUCUAGGAGACAUCGGCGGCCCUAUUUUAGAGAUUUGGCCCUAUUCCCAUUUGUCAUUUCUCAAUUAUUGGUCACAAGAAGAGACCACUGGAGAAAGUGGCAGGUGGUGAGGCAAGGUUAUUGUGUGCGCUUUUGAUGGUAAGAAUCUCUCCUUGGAAUUGAGCAGAAUUGCCUCCGUGUGAAUUCCUUCAACAGCAACAAAAAAAUGAGCCUGCCUAGACUGCUUUCAGAUUGUGGGUUGUGUUUUCCAUGUGUGGGCUGCUUCCCUGGUUCAUACCCCACCAAAGUUUUAUUUUGAGAAAUAAUAUUACUUUCCUCUUCCGGAAUAAAAUAAUCAAUAAGAAUAAAACCCCCAAAGCACAGUGUGAGUCUCAGGUUAGCAUUUGAAAACAUCUCCAGAGAUAUUAUUAUUCUGCAGGAGUUUCCCCGACUCCUUAAUGUGGCUGAUGUUUCAUGUUUAUUUAUUUAUUUUCAUAAGUAUGAGCAAUUGAAGAAGGGCUGAUCAUCUGAGUUUUGUAAUGCAGUAGACAUAAGAGCAAUAACUCUGCCCAUAAAUUUACUGCUGCCAAAUAGUUUUAGCAAUAUUAGUUUGUCUUAAAAGCCAUGAAGCAUUAAUGUAAAUGUUUAGCAAAAUUUCCUGAAUUUAGCUUAAAUUAAAAGAAAGUGCUUUCCUGAGCACUUAAGGAGGCACUGUGAAACAUCUUGGUUAUAUACAAGGCAAUACCAAGGUGAUCUCAGCAAUAAUCAGUUCAGGCUUCCCUUCUUAUUCACUUUGAAGUAUCCAUCACAGUCAUUUGCACUCUGGCAAUGUUGGUGCUCACCAAGGUGGUGAUAUUUCACCUGAAGAAGUGAAAGACAGGAAAUAUAUGGUUGAUGAGUGUGAACUGAUUGGAAAAUAGAAUCCCCCCCACCCCGAAACAGAGCAAACAAGAAUGCCAGUGCUCUGAAAACUGCCUUAAAUACAAUAAUAGGGAAGUUUCUUUCUCUCUUCAAGCAAUAGAGUCCACAGGGAACUGCACCCAUCUGCACCAUCACCGUGCCAGUGGUGCUGCCAUUCUGAGAUUGUUUCACAUGGUCGGAUUCAGUACACAUGGUCAUUUGUUUAAAAUAAAGAGAAGAACAUUCCUUUGUGCAGCUUGUCCCCUGUAAUAAAAAUGACCCAUUCUCUCUAUUUUGCUAUCAUUUAUUUUUUGGUUAAUAUUGUUGACAACCUGAUUGUUAAAAAUACCUCCUCAGUCACAUGAGCUCCCUCUAUUAUCUUUCAGUCAUAUGCCUGUUUUUGUUUUUGAUUUUUAAAAAACUUCCCCUCUCUAUAUCUCUAAUUCUUUACUGAUUUUUCUUUCCCUGUACUUUUCUCUUGAUAUAUCUGUGGCCUCUCCCCUCGCUUGCUUUAUACCACAUGGGAUUAAGUGCAGAGAGCAGGGAGCUGCUUUAAAGAGAGUCUCGGGUGAAUUUUAUUGGCCCCAAGAUGACAUCACAAGGCAGAAGGAAGUUCCCAGUCAGCAUCUUUAAAGGGCUUGACAUGCUAUCUAUCUCUCAUAUCUGCAGAAGUGGUGAUGAUUUUCCCCCUGAAAUUAAACCAGGCAAGAGCUAGACAGAGCCCCUCCCCCACUAUUAGCACUGUCCCAAAGCUCUAUUAGUCUUACAUCUUCUGUGCAUGGCUCUUGGGAGCUGGUUAGCUUUAGCCAGAUUUCCCUUAUGGAUAAAAGAAAAAUGGAACAAAUCCCUCGAAUUUAAGUAUCAUUUACAAAUGGAGGUAAGGAUUUAGCCCCCAGAAUUUUUGCAGGAUCAAUUUUAUUAGGUGAUCAAAAAAAGGUAGAUGAUAGAGCAACGAAGAUUAUCACUACUGUAAAAGUCCCCCAGUCCUUUACCCACCAGGUCUGCUUUCUUAUACUAUCUCUAGGAGGUGAUGAUAUUAUCAAAUUCACAGAAUAUAGUAUGUUCUGCAUUCAGUCGCCUUACAUACACACACACACACACAAACACACACACACACCUGCAAAUAUUUAUUAGUCACUUCCCAGGAAUGUCCUAACUUUUCAGGUAGGCAAGUGUAAAGUCACCUGGCCAAUAUUCCUGAAAAAAAUGAAGGCUUUACCCAGGACCGGGGCUCAUUUUGGAACCUGAAAUUGGCACUCUGAGGAGCCUUAUCUUCUGUCACUUCCUAUGGGGCAGCUGGUUUGCAGAGAUCCUUAAUAAAAUCUUUUGCAGUAUUUUGUAGGAAGGAUGGCUGUAUACUCAUGUGCAAGGAGAAUUAAACUGCUGUGAGAGUUUGGAAAAACCACCAUCACUUUACUAUUAGUAUGUCUUUACUAUUUUUAUAUGUGUUUUGUGGGUCAGCGUGUUCAAAUCUUAAAUAGGAAUACACUAGCCUUACAACAGAAUUUCUUCUUGUGGAAUAAAAACUGAUAAUAAUCUUUCAUCUUCAAGAAUCUGAUGACUGAGCUUUGUAGGAAUGUACCCCAACAGUUGGACCAGAGCCUGGCCAGUUCCCACCAACUGGAGUAAGCUAUUUAAUUGAGGGCCAAGAAGCUCAAUAGUGUUUUCAAUCUGUUAUCAGAAAAAUAUUUUCUAAAGACACUGACAGCGGCUGACUGGUAAAACGGAAAGUUGGCCUUAGCAAAUGAAACUAGUAAAAGAAAAAAAUAGGUAAAAAUACAAAAAAUCUUUAUGUUCUGUCAAGGAAAAAAAAAUCAAGGAAACCUCACUUUUUUGAAUUUCAAAUAUUCAUUACAAAACCUAAACCAUACACAAUCUAUUUCAAUUUGAAUCCCUUAACAUAUGAAAAGCCAUGUCUUAAGUGCAUUAUGCUCAUUAUGCUCUGUAAGGCAUGUUAUUAGCCAGCUUUGCUGAAAAAUAUGUCAUCUACAGCUCAGAAAAAGAAGUAAAAUUGUUCUAGAAAUUUUUGAUCCCAGCCACUUUGGAUCCAAAGAGGAACCCGACUCCCCACUCACAAUCCCCCACACACAUUUUAAUUACAGGAGUCUAACAUUUUCCACAGAUAUUAUUAAACCAAGCAAAGAAACUUCUUUCUGUAAAAACAACAAAAAAGUUACUAUGUACAUACUUAUAUUAGCUACUUUCUUUGUGAUUAGAGGAUAAGAUUUUGUUAUUUCUUUUGGCACUUAGUCCUUAACUAUCUGAAAAUGGUUCACUUUGACCUGUUUCUUUGAUCAGCCAAACUUAAGUGAGGGGCCUCUGUUUAUAUAUAGAAUCUUGUAUAUGUAACUUUACUUAUGUGGGACCAAUGGCCAGUAUACUCUAAUGGACAUAAAUCUCCCAAUCCUUAUCUAGGAUUAUCUGUUCACCUUGCCAUGUCCAUCUUGCAAUGAGACCUAACUUGCACUUGCCUGUUUUUCUGCAUGAUUGGAUUCCAAAGACUAUUACCAAUGAUGAGAAUUGUCCUGUGUCAGUGUUUAUAAAAUGGACUUAAAGCAUACACACAUGCAUACACACAUUCACAUCCACCCUUACAGUUCUAGAUCAACCCUGCAAAGCAAAACCAUGUACUCCCAGUUUCUUUGCAAGGUCUGAGUGGUGAGAACUAAAUUCAGUCAGCCUAAUGGGUAAAAUGCAAUCUCAGUGAUGUUUAAUAUGGAUUUGAAAUCAUAGUCAUUUCUGUGUUCUUUCUCGUACACUUUCCUAUUUUCUCUUCCUUUAUUUUCAAAAUGUCUGUGGAACAAGAGGAUGAAUCGGGGAGAACUUUUGCUUCCUUUGACUCUUUGUAGGUGAUACAGAGUUAAUAUAUUGUGAUUUCUGUUUCGUAUGAAUUAUUAAAAUCAGAGGAAACCUGCUUCCCUCAACAUAAAACCAAAUCCAGACCCAGACGCUGUUGGAGUUUGCCUGUUGACAAUGGUUAUGAUGCUGCUCGCUGUCUUGAGUUGCAUGUACUGACAAUAGCUCUGAAGGGCCUCAUGAUUUCAUUUUGUCAUCUGAUAAAUGAAACUUGUAGUAUGGUCCGAUUGUGCCAGGGAAUAAAUAAGAAAUAAGGAAUGACAAUGACCUACUUUCUCACCUUGGGUCAAGAGUGUGUGAUAUGAAUGUGACCAUGUAGAAAUCUGCGUUUUUCAUUAGACACUGGUUUCUUCUAAAAAUGACCUCAUUUCUGUCUGCAGAUACUAGUUGUAUAUCUGCAAAUCAGUAAUUUCUCUUUAAGGUAUAAAAUCAAUAAAGGGGAAAAAAAAGAUCACGGGGGGGGCAUUAGGUGAGUAGAGCAGGGUUAAAUUUCCUAGAUUAUCAAAUUCCUAUUCAUUUUAACUAUUUUCUAACAAAAGAGGCAAAAGCCUUUGUUUAUCUACAUGAUAUCCAACUUUAAUAUCUCAAACUCACUGGAUAAUUAAAAAGAUAGGAUGAAGAGGUCACUGCACUUGCAUUAGUUUACUUUGCAGUAUCUGAACAAUGUCGAGGAGUGGCCCUUCUAUUUCUGUAAAUGAUGUUUUAUUUAACCAAUUAACUAUUAGAAAGCCUGGAAGAUAAACAUACGCAUUAUUACCUACUUCCUGUUGGAAGAUAGAGAGCGACAACCUUUAGUUAUCUCGGGCACAGCUUUUAUCCUAGUUUAAAUCACAGAUCCUUACUCCCUUUUAAAAAGGUUAAGCAUAGGUACCUAAAAAUACCCACAAUAGUAAGAAGGGAAAUUGCAUUCCACAAGAUGAUUGCUCAGAAAGAGUCAGAUGGAGUUACUGGUGCAUUCUUGAUACCAUAGAUGGUUACCAAACAUUUGAUAAUUUUGACCAAGUUCACAAUAAGAAG